Cyprinodon tularosa is the source of this 1652-nucleotide messenger RNA. RefSeq lists its product as uncharacterized. Bases 227 to 1405 code for a protein of 392 amino acids. NCBI's taxonomy places the organism in Eukaryota, Metazoa, Chordata, Actinopteri, Cyprinodontiformes, Cyprinodontidae. The record is from RefSeq and is a predicted model, not a curated record. The transcript is spliced from 9 exons.
GCGGGACGCCGUAGCUUUGCUUCUCUUACGAAAUGACAACAAACAUUCACGCGAGUCAUAACUUUCAUAAGCAGUUGUUAUGAGCAGACCGUCAGUGAGCGACUGGGAGCUCCGGGAAGCUGCUGCUGGUUUAACUGGGAGGAGCAGCUGCAGGUCACUUCCUGUUGGGUUUUGUAACUGAUCAGACCUUGUAUAACAGGAGAACAGGUGAAGCUGCUGGGCUGAGAUGUCUGCAGUGAGGCGGUCGGUGGCCGAGGCCUUCUGGGCCAUGUGUGCCGCAGACUCCAUGUCCAUGCCGGUCCACUGGUACUACAACAUCCAGGACAUCAGGAGGGACUUUGGAGGCUGGAUAUCUGGGUUCAACGCGCCUGCAAGCAGACACCCGUCCAGCAUCCUCAGCCUGUCCAACACAGCUGGCAGCGGUCGGACCGCCUGGUCCUCUGGUGGACGGCGAGCUGACGUCGUCGGUAGCGUCAUCCUUCAUGACAAGCUGGAGCUGUGGCGGUCCUCCAACGGAACGGUCCACUACCACCAAGGUCUUCAGGCGGGAGACAACACCCUGAACGUCCUCUGCUCGCUGCGCGUAGCUCGGACCGUUGUCUCCAGCCGUGCCGCGGACGUCUCCCGGCCUGAGGUUCGCGCCGCCGUUCUGUCCGACUACGUGAAGUUCCUGACCACGCCCGGUUCGCACGCCGACACCUACGCCGAGUCCUUCCACCGCUCCUUCUUUGCCGACUGGCAGGACAGCAGACCCUCGUCUCCCAGCGAGGUUCUGACGUUUGCGGAGAAACGAUCCAAACGGAUGCUGAGCUUUGGAUCUCCUGACAGCCAGCUGGACGCCAUCGGCUGCCUUCCCAUGAUCCUCCCCUUCGUCUUGUUGUCCGCUUCGGCCAACGAGGACCAGGCUGUCUCUGCUGCCGUAGAGUUUGUUAAACUCACCCAUCCUCACCCCAAAGUGCCCGAGUACGUGAGUAUCUACGGCCGGGCCCUGCAUGCAGUGCUGGGCGGGGCCAGCGUCCGGCAGCAGGCUGAGGACGCUCUGAGGAGGCUGGAGGCCUGGGACACCUGCCAGAGCUACAGCCGCAAAGCGGCCAGGUUUCCUGCAUCUUCUGAGGAGCGGCUGAAGGUCCAUCAGAGCGCGGUGAACUACCUGGGCUUGGCCUGCUACAACAGAGGGGCGCUGUCCAGCCUGUUCUACCUGGCCUACGAGUUCCACGAUGAUCCGGUGGGAGGAAUCCUGGCCAACACCAACUGUGGAGGUGAAAACUGUAACCGGGGUGCGGCGCUCGGGGCCCUGCUGGGGGCCGGGGCCGCCCACAGCGGAGGGGGCAUCCCUCAGGAGUGGAAGGAUGAACUGAGAGAUGCUCAAGAGUUCCUCCCCAACAUCCUGAAGGAGAUGCUGUAAGAGGAGCGGCACCCCCUGGAGGACAGGAGGAGAACUGCUACAACCACACGAACUGCAGUUUGGAUCCCAGCACUGUCUGUUUACAACCUUUAAACAUUUACUCUGUUUUUAUGUCAUAAUCUAAAGUUAGUUAAGGUUUCUUUUUUUAUUCCUUCAGUAAAUAGUUUCAUCCUAUUUAUUCUGGCUGUUUCCAGUUUGAUGCCUUUAAAAUGAAACAUUCAUGUUAAAAACAAUAAAGGAGGAAAUG